CUCCCGCUAAAUUUUAACGGACCAUCAUGGCGGAGUUUGAGAAUUUGGAAAGAAACACUCUACAAAUAUUUUCUUCUUUUCCUCUUGAAGUUAUUGAUAAGGAUUUGAUGACAUAUGUAUGGAAUAGCGGUUUCACUGAAGAUGUUGAUCUUCCAAAUGAUGAAAUCUAUAGUGUUGAAGGUUUAAAAGAUUUGCUCAUUGAAACAACAAAUCUCUGCAGGACAUGGGCUGUUCAUAGUCUUAGUGAUAAACAAGUAACUGUCGUUGAUUCUAAUCUUCGGAGUAAUAACAACAUUGAAGAUCGGAUUGCAGGUGAAUUUGUAUCUAAAGAUAAUAUUCAUGAAAGCUUAAACGGUUCUAUUGAUGCUGUUACAAGCACUAACUUUUGGAACAUUUUAAUUGAAAAUGAUGUUCAUUACAAACAGAUAUUAGCCUUACUGUAUUUUUUGAUGAAAGCAAGUGUAGAGACAAACAGACACAACCAGAAAUCACGAUGUAACUUUGUUAAGAAAGAAUAUGCUCUGAUUAGUAGUCAGUUGUAUUUCACAAUUCUGAGAAUUCCUGGUAGUAGUGCCUUCAGGAUAUUUCAAGGUAACCUCUUCCAAAUGGCUGUUCACAGUAUGAAAGUUCCAAAAGAAGCAGGCUCGGCAACAGAGGCACAGUUGAACAAACAUUUUCCUAAAAAGCGUAGAAUUCCAGUUAAUUUUGAUCAACCAGAUGGAUGUGGAGAAGAAGAAAUAUUUAAACCAAGCAAACGUCGUAAAGAAGUUGGAGGGCAAAAUAGUAAUUAUGGAAAAUGUAGAAAGAAUAAAAAGGGUUAUGGGAAGAGUAAUAGACAUAUUUCUGAAGAAGAUUUAGCUGAACCUUGUACAAGUGGUGAUCCUGAUGGAAACGAAGCAAUAACGAUGGAAGGGUUUAGCAGUGACGAGGGAGAAGAUGAAGUUAAUAUGUCUCUUGAAGAGGUUCAGAAACUGAUUAGCAUUUUAUCAAGUGCACUUUCUGAUCUAAUUACAUUAUUGGAAACUUUUACUCUGCAGUUCAACAUGCAUCUUAUUGAACAGGUUAUUCAGCAGCUAACAGAACUGACAACAAUGGAAACUGAAAAAUGUAUGAUCUUUGACAGUCAUCAUCAGAUUGAAAAUACUCGAAAGAAGAGACCAGAUAUUUCACUGUUAGCUUUUAAAGGUUUGAAAUAUCUCUGUCAACCUCUGCAUGGAGAUGUUGAGCAACUGGUUCUCACCAUUAUGAAAUACCUUCUACCAAACAUCCUUAUGUUGUCAGUUGCGGGAAGUCAGUCUAUCCCUCGAGCCCAGCAAAUAGUUAAAGACAACACUGUUAGUUUUAUUUGUCAUCUUAUGAAGGAGAACCAAGAAACUUCGUUGAAGGGUGCAAGAGUUCUUGUUCAACACUUGUGUACAAAAGUUGUUGAUAAAUCAGACUUUCGAUGUAAAGUAGCUCAAGCUUGUAUAGAGAUACUGAAACAUUUUCCUACAGGGGCCUUUGCUGAAAUGGUUGAAUGGCUGCAUAGGUUGGCACGACAUGCUAAAGUUAAUUACAGGAUUUUUAGCUUGGAACUGUUUUCAUUGCUAGUCAUUGAACCAGAAAGAAACUGGGAUACUUCAGUGCCCAAAAAAUUUCAAAGUUUUCUUCACAUUUGCACUUUACUGUCUGUAAUAUUGGCCAGGUGUAAUGAUAAAGCUGCAUCUGUGAGAGCUAAAGCAUUGAACAUUUUAGCAUUGUGCACGUCUUCCGCUAGAUCUGAACUGAAAGCUAUGUGCUUGGAAAUGCUAAAAGAAAAGACUAACACUGAUUCAGCUAAGUCUGAGGGAAGUAAUAAGAGUGGCCAGACUGUUUCGAUUAAUAGUGAAACUGAUGUCAGCGACAAAGAAAAGAGAGAGGAGAAAGAAAAAGGAAGUUUAUCAGGACAAGACGUUCUUCAGAAAGGAAGUUCAUCAGGACAAGAUGUUGUUCUUCAGAAAGGAAGUUCAUCAGGACAAGAUGUUCUUCAAAAAGGAAGUUUAUCAGGACAAGAUGUUGUUCUUCAGAAAGGAAGUUCAUCAGGACAAGACGUUGUUCUUCAAAAAGGAAGUUUAUCAGGACAAGACCUUGUUCUUCAGAAAGAAAUUAAUCAGAACAGUGAAGUUACUUGUAUGCCCAGCAGUCAUGCAGUCUCCUCCGAUUUUUCUGUAGACUCCUUCAUGGAGAUGAUUUCACGACGUUGUAGCGAUCAGAAAGUCAAUGUAAGGAAAGCAUCAUUACAGGUCUUGGAAAAUGUCUUGAUAAUUAAAGAAACCAACACGUUAGAGAACUAUAUAAAGUUGUUAGAAAACCACUGCCUGGAUCCAGCUGUGUUGGUGAGGAAGCAAGCAGUUCAGUCUUUAUCCAACCUUCUGGAAUGUUGUCCUCUGUCAACCACGAUACAGAAGCAUUGGAUGCAAGGAGUGCUACCAUUGGUGCUAGAUCCAGAGAAUUCAAUCCAAGAGAAAUGUCUGGAGAUGGUUUAUAGCUUGUUGCUAGAGAAAAUUGUUUCUAAGACAGAAGAAUCACAUCGGGAGAUGGCAUGGAAGAUCUUGGAUGAUGUUGCAAGUACUGAAUAUCAAGACAUGCAACGUUACCUUCAGAAGGCCGUACAGAAGUUAGGAAAACAAGGAAAGAUCAAGUCAUCCAUGGUGAAUUUGAUCAAAGCCCAGCUUAACGGGUCCAGAGAUGGAACUGUGUGGCUAAUACUAGUUUUUCUGUCACUUUGUUUUGAAGUUAAAAACCCAGAGUUUGUUUUGGAGUAUUGGGAGCAGUGUUGUGAGAGUAGAGAACCGGUGUCAUUGAGCACAAUGCAGAGAGUUCUGUACGUGAUUGGAAACUGGGCUAAACAUAUGCCAUUAUCAAAACUACAAGCAAUCAAAGAGGACCUGGCUUCCCAACUGCAACAGUUCUCUUCUCCUCCAGAACUCAUUGCCACUGGUGUUGAAACCUUCAACAAGAUAUGUCUCGUUCUCACUGAUGUUGAAGGAGAAAAGGUGAUCCGCACAUGGAGUCAGAAGGUUCUGAAGCUUUGUGAUGUUUACCUAUCAUCAAUUAUACUGGAAGACAAUGUUAAAACAGAAGCAGCCACGGAGGAACAAGUUGUUCGACAUCUGUACACUCUCGGGGAGGUUGCUCAGUUAUGUCCCACAGCAGUACCUACUCGAGCAUUUCUACUCAUUCAGAGCUUAAUUGCUUCUCCUGUAAUUUCAGCUGCUG
Messenger RNA from Limulus polyphemus (Atlantic horseshoe crab), 3237 nucleotides. Its product is annotated as condensin-2 complex subunit D3-like. Lineage: Eukaryota; Metazoa; Arthropoda; Merostomata; Xiphosura; Limulidae. Gene Ontology annotation, molecular function: histone binding. The annotation marks the transcript as partial. Gene Ontology annotation, biological process: mitotic chromosome condensation; meiotic chromosome condensation. The record is from RefSeq and is a predicted model, not a curated record. The transcript has 5 exons. Gene Ontology annotation, cellular component: condensed chromosome, centromeric region.